Penicillium atrosanguineum is the source of this 1227-nucleotide messenger RNA. RefSeq names its product FAD-dependent oxidoreductase. The record is from RefSeq and is a predicted model, not a curated record. The transcript has a single exon. NCBI's taxonomy places the organism in Eukaryota, Fungi, Ascomycota, Eurotiomycetes, Eurotiales, Aspergillaceae. The coding region runs from base 1 to 1227 and encodes 408 amino acids. Gene Ontology annotation, molecular function: FAD binding.
AUGACAGCACACCCAGGCCAAUUCCUCGCUGGCAAGCGCAUCAUCGUCACCGGUGGAAGUUUCGCAGCAUUGUCUUUCGUACUCGCGCUAGAUCAACUUUGGAACCCCUCUCUCGAGCGCCCUGAAGUCAUCGUAUACGAACGAGAUGACCGUGACCUGUCUAUCCAGAAAGACCCCUACACCCUGAAUAUCAAUGGAGCUAGCCAUGACGACGGCCUUGUCGCUAUCCAACAACUAGGAUUACUGGAUGAAGUUCGCAAGCAUGCUACACUUAACGGCGGUGAUAUUCGCGUUUGGGCUGACAACUGGAAAUGGCUUUCAUCCAUCAAUCCGACCGCAUAUGGCAAUCUUCCCGCAGCUACCAUGCGCAUUGCGCGAGAAGAUUUGAAGCGCAUCCUCGUGGAAAAAGUGGAGACGACCGUGACAACUUUGAAUUGGGGACUAGCUGCCACGUCAGCGGAGCGACUUUCUACUGGGAAAAUUCAAGUAACGCUUUCAAACGGUGAAACAGACGAAUGCGAUCUCCUUGUCGCCGCAGAUGGCGCAAACAGCAACAUGCGAGCAUGCUUCCGACCCAACGACAUGAAGACAGAAUACGCCGGCGCUACUCAGAUUGGUGGAAUCUCACAUCUCCCGGGCGGAGUGCCCAAGCCUAUUGAUAAGGACUACGGACUACAGAUGUCCUCUGGCGAAGGUGUCUGCUGCAUCUACAAUCCAUUCAACUCCGACAUGGUUGCAUGGGCACUUAGCACGAUGUGCCCAGAAAGAGAUGCCAAAAUCAAUCUUAGCGCAGAGGAAACCGAAGCCUUGAAGAAAGAGGCCUUGAAGACGGCUCAUAUGUUCCAAGAACCCUUCAAAACGGUCGUGGAGGCCACAAUCCCUGGCACUGCGUUCAUCCGACCCGCCAAGGAGAAGUUCGCUUUCCAACACGACGACCGUCUGAAAGGAGUCAUGUUCAUCGGUGAUGCAAACCACAUCCUCAGCCCCUUUGAGUUUGUUGGAGCAAACCUCGCGCUGAAAGACGGGUGGGAUCUGGCGGAGCAGAUUUGUCGCAAUACUUCCAUGCAGAGCGCGGCCGCCUCCUAUGAUCGCAUCAGUAUUCCUCGCUUCGAGCCCGUCUUCAGCUUCUCACAUGAGCGGAUCGGCUUUGGUCAUUGCACUGGGAAGAAAUGGAUGUUUUACAAAUACGGCAUGGCCGCUCAGAGAGCGUUUAAGCAGGUCCAUUAG